Molecule: messenger RNA, 1599 nt
Organism: Cricetulus griseus (Chinese hamster)
Lineage: Eukaryota; Metazoa; Chordata; Mammalia; Rodentia; Cricetidae
Source: RefSeq, a predicted model, not a curated record
AUGGAGGGGGAAUCUUACCACAAUGAAACCACGGUCAACGGCACCCCAGUAAAUCACCAGGCUUUGGAACGCCAUGGGCUGUGGGAAGUCAUCACUAUUGCAGCUGUAACAGCUGUGGUCAGCAUGAUGACCAUUGUGGGCAAUGUCUUGGUCAUGAUCUCUUUCAAAGUCAACAGUCAGCUCAAGACAGUUAACAACUAUUACCUGCUCAGUUUGGCUUGUGCAGACCUCAUCAUCGGCAUCUUCUCCAUGAACCUGUACACGACUUACAUCCUCAUGGGUCGCUGGGUUCUAGGGAGUCUGGCUUGUGACCUUUGGCUUGCACUGGACUAUGUCGCCAGCAACGCUUCUGUCAUGAACCUUCUGGUCAUUAGCUUUGACCGUUACUUUUCCAUCACAAGACCACUGACAUACCGGGCCAAGCGUACCCCAAAGAGGGCUGGCAUUAUGAUCAGCUUGGCCUGGCUGAUCUCCUUCCUCCUCUGGGCACCAGCAAUCCUCUGCUGGCAGUACUUGGUUGGGAAGCGGACAGUACCACCCGAUGAGUGCCAGAUCCAAUUCCUCUCCGAGCCCACCAUCACUUUCGGCACUGCCAUUGCUGCCUUCUACAUCCCUGUCUCCGUCAUGACCAUACUCUACUGCCGGAUCUACCGGGAAACAGAGAAGAGAACCAAGGACCUGGCUGACCUCCAAGGUUCCGAUUCUGUGGCAGAAGCCAAGAAAAGAAAGCCAGCUCACAGGACCCUGCUCAGAUCUUUCUUCAGCUGCCCUAGACCCAGCCUGGCCCAGAGGGAAAGGAAUCAGGCCUCCUGGUCAUCCUCCCGCAGAAGAACCUCAACAACGGGAAAGCCAACCCAGGCCACUGGCCUAAGUGCUGACUGGGACAAGGCUGAGCAGGUUACUACCUGCAGCAGCUACCCCUCCUCAGAGGAUGAGACCAAGUCCAGCACUGACCCUGUCUUCCAAGUGGUCUACAAGAACCAGGCAAAGGAAAGCCCAAGGAAGGAAUUGAGUACCGAAGAGACAAAGGAAACUUUUGUGAGCGGGCAGACUGAAAACCAUGACUAUGACACUCCCAAAUACUUCCUGUCCCCGGCUGCUGCUCACAGACUCAAGAGUCAGAAGUGUGUUGCCUAUAAGUUUCGGUUGGUGGUAAAAGCUGACGGGACCCAGGAAACUAACAAUGGCUGUCGCAAGGUGAAAAUCAUGCCCUGUACCUUCCCGGUGUCCAAAGACGCUUCAGCAAAAGGCCUGGAUCCCAAGCUCAGCCAUCAAAUGACCAAACGAAAGAGAAUGGUCCUAGUCAAAGAGAGGAAAGCAGCCCAGACCUUGAGUGCCAUUCUCCUGGCCUUCAUUAUCACAUGGACCCCAUACAACAUCAUGGUCCUGGUUUCCACCUUCUGUGACAAGUGUGUCCCUGUCACCUUGUGGCACUUGGGUUACUGGUUGUGCUAUGUCAACAGCACCAUCAACCCCAUCUGCUAUGCUCUCUGCAACAGAACCUUUAGGAAGACCUUUAAGACGCUGCUCCUCUGCCAGUGGAAAAAGAAAAAAGUGGAAGAGAAAUUGUAUUGGCAAGGGAACAGCAAGCUACCCUGA